UUUCACUAACGUUAUCCCUUCAAGGCUGCAGGUUGUAGUUGCAGCAGGAGAUGGAAAAUUGACGGUUAACUCUACCUUCAUGAUGUUGUAUUAUACGCUACAAAUAAUUAUAUAACUUCAUUGAAAAUAAAAGUAAAAUGAGCCUAGCACUUCAUGAGUUGCUGGUCUGUUGCCGAGGUCUAGAACAGGAGAAAGCUAACGACAGAAAGAAAGAAGUUGAAAAGUUUAAACGGCUAAUUAAUUCAGCAGACACAGUUGAACAGCUUGAUCAAAAUUCUGAUUCGCGGCAGUCUAAACACUCUAAACAACUCAACUGGGAUGCUGUGUUCAGGGUCCUUCAGCGGUACAUCCAGAAAGAAACAGAAUGCAUUCUGUCAGGAAAAGCAAAUGUUUCUGCCACAACACAAGCCAACAGGCAGAAGAAGAUGCAGGAAAUCAGCAGUUUGGUUAAAUAUUUUAUUAGAUGUGCAAACAAGAGGGGUCCCCGGCUUAAAUGUUCAGAACUGCUAAGUCACGUGAUGAAUAUUCUACAGAAUUCAUAUACCUGUAGUGCCUAUGGUGCAGACUAUAGCAGCAUUUUGUUAAAGGAUAUUUUAUCUGUCAGGAAAUACUGGUGUGAAAUUAAUCAAAAGCAGUGGGCAGAUCUGCUAGAACUAUACUGUAAAUUGUAUCGGAAAAGUUGCAAGGAUAUUGAUCGGGUUCUGCUGGCCAGAAUAAUCUUCACUUUAGUGAGAGGAUGUUGUUUACAGACAGAAGGAGUGACUCAUAGUCUUUUUAACUUUUUUUCAAAAUCAUUGCCAGAGGCAAGAAAUGAAAACAUUUUGGCAGUUUUGGAACAUAUAAUUGGUGCUUUAAAUGUAUUUCUAAGAACAUCUACAAUAAAUUGCCGCAGGAGAGUGUGUGCACUUGGUGAAGAGAUCCUACCCACUAUUAUGUAUGUUUGGUCUCAGCGAAGACCUCAGGAUCACUUGAAGGAGGAAAUUGUUGAAUUUUUCAGCAUUCAGUUGCAUGUACAUCACCCCAAAGGAGCCAAAACAGAAGAAACAGGUGCCUAUGCAGAUGACUGGAGCAAGUGGCAAAGUCUGCUAUACAGCUUAUAUGAUGCCAUUGCUAGUGAACUAAACCAAAUUGGAAGUAGAGGGAAGUACAGCACUGGAUUUCGACCCAUAGCUGUGAAAGAGAAUAUAGUUGAGUUGAUGGCAGAUAUUUGUCACCAGCUUUUUACACAGGAUUCAAGGAUCUUAGAAAUCACACAAUCCACAGCUCAAAGAGAAACACAUCAUGGAGUAGCAAACAAACGCAGACGUAUAGACAUCGGUUGGGAAGUUAUUCGAGACAAGCUACAGAUCUCUCAGAGUGAUUUUGAUAUUAUUCCUUGGUUGCAGAUCACUUCAGUGCUUGUUUCAAAGUAUCCUUCCAUCCUUCCAAACAAGGAGAUUAUUCCCCUUCUAACAGCUCUGCAUCAGAUCCUGAUACAGCAACGAAGAGGGGAGAAGACUUCCUAUGUGAUAGAGUGUCUCAGCAAAAUUGCAUUUUGUCAGAGCAUCAAGAAGGACCUAACAUUUUCUCAGAAACCUGAGCUAAUUAAAAUCUGGACCAAGAUAUGGAUGCUGACACUACAUUGUGUUAGCUCCCCUCAGGUUGAGAUUCAGAGCUUUGUGCUGUUGCAGUCAAUAAUGAAAGGAACCCUAAUCCCCAUGGAUAAAGAAUUUUGGAAGUUGUUUUAUGGCUCUGCCUGUAAACAAUCAUAUGCUGCAGCCCAAUGCCUUGCUCAAGCUUUGACUAAGUAUACCAUUCCUGAAUGGUUAGAAACAGGCCCAAAAUAUGCAUCAUCAUCAUUUGAAGGGAAUGCACCAUUGUCUGUUCGUGACACCAUUAUGAGAUGGCUGUUACUGAAUCAAAUGGAGGAGGACACCACAGAAGAAUUAAUCACAACACAUCCUAUUGUCUGCAAGGAUUUUCCACAUCACAUUGUUCCAAGAAUACUAGUUUCUUUGAUGCUGAAAGAUUCUAGAGGAGGAAUGGAACUGUUUAAGUGCUCUGAUAUUUUUGAGAGCUUUUUUCCAAAUAAGGUGGAUAUUAUGGAUGUUGAAAUCUUGGACUGUGAGAGCUUAUUUUUACACUCAACAUUUGAUGAAGUGCCUGGCUGCUUCAGCGUGGAAGAAAAUGUUGACAAACAAAGCACUACAAGAACAAGUGUUCACCUUAUAACUGGGCUAAAAGAGAAGCUGGAACAAUACCUUCUGAUUGUUGCUGAGCAUCUUUUAAACCGCUACUUUCCAAAUUCCCAGAGUCCACAGGCUGAAUGCCUACUUCGUUGUGUCAGUCUUUUGACAGGAGUCUUAUCCUGUUACAUUGUUGUGGGUGUUGUCACUGAAGAAGAUGCCUGUAAAACCAUUCUUUUUCAAAAAUCCAAGUCUUUAAUACAGCAUUUAAGUGAAUAUAUCUCUACCUUAAAAGCUAAAGUUCCUGAUGAAUCAAGCAUUGCUUCACUGAAGAGUCUCCUUGGUCAGUUUUUGAAUUGCUUGUGCAAACAAUCUAAGAAUUGUGUAAAUUUGACUGCUACAUGCCUCUUUUUAAGACUACUACCAUCAAGACUGUUGAAUGAGCUCUCUGAUGUUUGUAAAGUGCUGAUGACAAGAAAAUAUGAACCCAGCAUGACCAUUCAGGUUCCAGAUGAUGUGAAUGUGAGCAGAAUAAAUAAUCAGGUUGAAAUGGACUUUUUUGAUGAUGAUGAUGGCUGCAGCAGAACUACAGAUUUAAGUGAAAUUAACGAUAACGUUGAUUUACAAUGUGGAACAGGUGCAAAUAAUGCUCUAUCAGAAGAACAUUUGACAAAGCAGGACUUUGUUUACUUGGAUGCCUUGAAGUUUUUAUGCCUAUGCGCCUCUUCUGAAUCUAUUCAUGGACUUUCUUUUCGACCAGUAGAUAUUAGACGAAAACUUUUAUCAUUUAUUGAUCAGCUUGACAAUACAAAACCUGUCCAUCUCCAUACAUAUUUAACUCUGCUAAGAAAUCUGCCAGAAGAAGACACGACUUUAACAGCAGAAGAUUUUGAUUCUAUUUUGAAGCCUCUACCAGACAUCUGCUCAUAUUAUCGGCGUGAUCAAGAAAUUUGUACAGUUUUACUGUUAGCCAUACUUCCAGUUAUUAGAAGUUUAAGCUGUGACCAGAGCAAUGCUAAAGAAAUGGGAGAUGUUCAUGGGGCAUUUCUGAAAGUCCUCUCUGCUUUUUGGACCCUGAGUAAGGAUGGUCGAAGUACCGCUUCAGUUCGAGCUGCAUUAGCAAAGUGCAUGAUUGCUUUGUUAGAGGGAGACCCACAGUGCCAUUGGUCAAUUUUUAAUAUGGCGGAUGAAGAUAUACCUAUUUCAGAUGCAUUUCCACAGUUUCUUGCUGACAGUGACCAUGAAGUUCGUAUGUUGACUGCUAUGUCAGUUAACAGGCUUUUUCUGGAAUUUACUCCAAAAAGUUGUGGGAAAAUGAAAUUGCUUCCUUUAACACUUCAGCAAAAGGCCUUUGAGAAUGUGUACUUAAAAGCUCAAGAAGGAAUAGGAUUCCAGAAACGUUCUAUGGCUGAUGAAUUUGAAGAUGAACAGUUUAAUCGAAAAGCCACUUUGCUCAAGGUUAUAUAUGUUGUUUUAUGCUGUAGUCCUGUGUGUGAAAAACAAGCUCUGUUUGCCUUAUUCCAGUCUUUUAAAGAAAAUAAAAUAGAUCUUCGUCUGAUUAAAAAGGUUCUCAGUCCUGUUUCAAAAUCUCUGAACUACAGAAAUGUGAAACACCUAAUUAGUUCCCACUUAGAUUACUUAGUAACAGAAUGGCUAAGACAAAAGGAUGAUGGGUACAGUCUGCAAGCUUUUCCUUAUGCUUUACUGGAAUUCUCAACUUUGGAUGAAUUUUACAGGUCUUGUUAUAAUAUCCUGGUCCCACACCUUGUUUUCUUGGAGGAUUUUGAGCAAGUGAAAGCUAUUGGAAAAAGGAUUGAGAGAGAUUGGAAGGAACUGCUUGCUGAUUGCUUUCCUAAGAUCAUGGUUAACAUUUUGCCUUGUUUUGCCAUAAAAAAAAAUGAGGUGGGUCAACAGAGAGAAAAGGCAUCAAAGGUAUAUGACAUACUGCAGGAAGACACCUGUAUGGGGAAGCAGAAAAUUGACAUAUUAAUUCAUAACAAUUUGCCUGAAAUAGUAGUGGAGCUACUGAUGACUCUGUAUGAGGGAGCAAACCAGGAACCCAGAGAAGAAGAUUUGAGAAAGUUUGUGGGGGAACUGGAUCCUGCACCUAAUCCACCUUGUUUUCCAUCAUAUGUAAUAAAAGCCACAUUAGAUUACCUAACCAAAUGCCACGGUCCAAAUUAUAAAAGUUUAGUAACCAUUCUGUCAAAGAAUCCUAUAUCAAUCCAAAAAAUUUUAUUUUCUAUAUGUAAACAGUCAUCUGAGACCACAAAUAUAUAUGAGAAACAUAGAAUCCUGCUAAUGUACAGACUUUUUGUGAAUUUACUUCUUGAUGAAUUGAAAGAUGGGCUUGGUGGGGCUUGGGCUUUUGUCCUCAGGGAUAUGAUAUACACUCUCAUUCAUCACAUAAACAGCAGACCAGCUCAUUUGGAUGAAGUAUCAACUCGCAGUUUCUCUCUCUGUUGUGAUCUUCUGUCUUCAGUAUGCCAGAAUGCUCUGAAAUACUGUGGAGAUGCUCUGGAAAAUCACCUUCAGGUCAUUGUUGGAACACUUACACCAACUGUGACUGAACAGUCAGCCGUUCGUCAACAGGUCUUACGUCUGCUGAAGUUCCUUGUUAUUGAGGGUAAAGAAAAUGAAAAUCUCUAUAAUGCAGUAAGAAUGUUGGAGCCUUUUCCUGAUGUGCCUCUUUUUAAAGAAUUAAGAGCAGCUCAACACAAAGUCAAAUACAGCAGAGGACCUUUUACUCUUGAAGAGGAAAUAAAGCAUUUUCUUUCUGUCUCAUCCUGUGACUCUUUACCCAUAACGAGACUAGAGGGCCUCAUUGAUCUUAAGAAGCAACUUCAGCUUCACAAAGAGCAAAUGAGGGAACUUCUAAAAGAAUCUCAAGUUGACCCUCAAGACAGCAUUCUUCUUAAACUAAUUAGAAAACUCUUACAGCUCUGCAAAACAGCAGUAGGACACUCUGGAAGCAGAGACAUAUUAGAGGCUGCUGGAAGCUGUCUUGGUGAAGUGGGCCCUGUGGAUUUUGCUACAGUGGCUUUGUUCCACAAUAAGGACUAUCUGAACUCAAAAGCAGAAGAUCUGUUUCAAGAGAAGGAGUUUCAGUGGCUUUAUGUAAUUCUGCAUUCAAUAAAUAAUGCUUUAACUGACCGCAACAUUGAAGUUCGAUUAGCAGCGGUCACUUGCUUGAAAAACAUAUUAAACACAAAGACUGGAAUUAAUUUCUGGGAGAGACAUCGGAAGAAUGAUGAUCACAUUUUAGUUUAUUUCAGUAUAUUCAAGACCUCUAAAAAGAAGGCUAUUGAGGUAUCUGUAGAGAAUGUCAUGGAUCCAACAGAUACACUGAAUAAGACUGAUCUCUGGGUGCCACAGAAUAGCUGCCAUAACUCAUGGUUAAGGAAUUUGACUCUUGCACUUUUGAAAUCUGAUGGAGUGAAGAAUGAAGUCUUGAUAUUGCUGGACCCACUGUGUAGUGUGAAGACAGACUUCUGUCAGACUAUACUACCUUUUUUGAUCCAUGACAUCCUUUUGCAUGACACAGAUAAUUUUUGGCGCAAUUUAUUAUCUAAGCAAAUUCAGGCUUUCUUCUCUACUUGUUCGAAAGCCUCAUCUGUGUCCAGUAGAUCUACCACUCCUGCUAAUAUGGACUCUGAGGCAGAGAGUUUGACCUAUGGACACUUAGAUAAAGCCUCAUUAAGAACAAUGCUGGCUGUUGUUGAUAACCUUAGAAGACAGAACAGGUCUACACAGGGUUCUGCCUGUGGCACAGUUUUUGAUAACAGUUUCUGGCUGGAAUUAAACUACUUUGAAGUUGCAAUUGCAGCUCAGUCAUGUGCUGCUGAUUUUACUGCUUUACUGUACUCUGAAAUAUAUGUGGACAAGAUCAGAUCAGACUAUGAAGAAAGUCAGAGGAAUGCAUCCAAAGUUUCUCGAAGAAUUUUGUUUGAGGAGUCAAGUCAGAGCUUUACAAUUACCAGUUUAAGUGAAAAAAGUAGAGAAGAAACUGGAAAAAGUUUACAGGACCUUCUUAUUGAGGUUUACAGACGUAUAGGUGAACCAGACAGUCUUUAUGGAUGUGGUGGGGGCAAAAUGUUGCAUCCUUCCACAAGAAUAAGUACAUAUGAACAUGAAGCCAUGUGGGGUAAAGCCCUUGUUUCCUAUGAUCUUCAUACAAGUCUUCCAUCAGUUACACGUCAAGCAGGAAUAAUUCAGGCUCUGCAAAAUUUUGGUCUGUGCAACACAUUACUAACUUACCUGAAAGGACUUGAAUAUGAAAAUACUGACUGGGGCACAGAACUUCAAGAAAUUCGUUUUCAAGCAGCGUGGAGAAAUAUGCAGUGGGACUACACUCCUUCAGCAAGCGAUGAAACAGUUGCUCCUGGAUACCAUGAAUCUCUGCAUUCUGCCCUACAGUCUUUACAAAAUAAAGAGAUUUCUGCUUUUCAUGACAAUUUAAAAUAUGCAAGGGUCCAUGAAGUGGAAAAACUGUGUAAGGAAAGUUUGGAGUCUGUGUGUUUUCUCUACCCGACUUUGUGCAACCUGCAACAGAUAAGUGAAUUAGAAAGUAUAGGCCAUGUCUUUUCAAGAACAGUGACAGAAGCAAUGCUGAAUAAUGUUUAUAAUAAUUGGCAACAACAGUCCAAACUUCUGCAGGACAGCGAUUUCAGCUUCCAAGAGCCUGUCAUGGCUCUGCGAACAGUAAUUCAGGAAGCACUUAUUGAGAAGGAAGCUAGCAGCAUCAGAAAAGAGUAUCUCAAGAGCAAGUUCAUAGAGCACCUGAUGGAGUUCUCUAAAUGUGCCCGUUUUGCUGGUAAUACUCAGCUCGCAGAAAGAGCAAUUUUUCAGAUCAAGCAGCACACCACUGCUGGUUUGGGAUCCCCCAUGUGGAAGCUGGAAGAAGCACAGAUGUUUUGGGCAAGAAAAGAGGAAGGUCUUGCUUUGGGCAUCUUGAGGAAGAUGAUUCAUAAUUUGGCUGAUGAGGUUGAUGUUGAUACAAGCCUGUCUCCAAUAUAUGCUGAAUGCUUAAGAUUAUGUGGUAGUUGGCUAGCUGAGACGUGUUUGGAAAGUCCAAGUGUAAUCCUUGAAAAGUAUUUAGAAAAGGCUGUAGAAGUUAUAGGAGGAAGUUCUGAUAGCAACGAUGCUCAGCUUCAAAGCAGUAAAAUGAAAGCUUCCCUGUCUCUGGCACGUUUUUCCGAUGCUCAGUAUCAGAGCAUUGAGAACUACAUGAAGUCUUCAGAGUUUGAAAAUAAACGGGCUCUUCUAGAGAAGGCAAAGCAGGAGGUUGGCUUAAUGAAAGUACACAGAGUUGAAACUUCCAAAUAUACUAUUAAAAUUGAAAGAGAACUUGAACUUGAUGAAAAAGCCCUGUGUAAUCAGAAAGAAGAUAGGAUACGUUUCCUGUGUAAAGCUGUGGAAAACUACAUUAACUGUUUGGAAUUUGGAGAAGAGCAUGACGUUUGGGUGUUCAGACUCUGUUCGCUGUGGCUCGAGAAUUCAGCUGUCUCAGAAGUCAACAGCAUGGUGAAGAAUGGCAUCAGGAAAAUUCCAUCCUAUAAAUUUCUACCACUGAUGUACCAGCUUGCAGCUCGAAUGGGGAGCAAAAUGCCAGGAGCAGCAACAGAGGGAGAUGGAUUUCAUGAUGUUCUAAAUGAGGUAAUUUGCCGGACCUCAAUAGACCACCCACACCAUACCUUAUUUAUUAUCCUGGCCUUGGUUAAUGCAAACAAAGAUGAUACUUUUAGACGGUCUGAGGGAUUGAAAAAGAGUGGUCUCUCAAAGCAUGCUCCAAAACAGACUUCACUUCUUGAUAAGGAAAGGUCAGAAGUGGCUCAGGAGAUCGUGAAUGUUAUUAGAAAAGAGAAAGCAAAAAUGGUUAAGAACGUUGAGAUUCUCUGUGAGGCUUACAUCUCAUUGGCUAAUAUGGAUGCAUCAAGAUGGAAAACUGAAAAAAAACCUAUUCCAAUUCCUUCUGAUCACCCAAUUAACAAAAUAAAGAACUUGGAUGAUGUUAUUAUUCCCACAAUGGAGAUAAAGGUGGAUCCUUCUGGCAAAUAUGAAAAUAUAAUAACCAUUAGGUCAUUCAGACCUGAAUUUCGUUUAGUGGGAGGUAUAAAUCUGCCUAAAAUCAUUGACUGUGUUGGUUCUGAUGGAAAACAGCGAAAACAACUUGUCAAAGGCCAGGAUGACCUUAGGCAAGAUGCUGUAAUGCAGCAGGUUUUCCAGAUGUGUAACAUGUUGUUGCUGCGAAACACAGAAACACGAAAGAGAAAACUAACCAUUCGUCGAUAUAAGGUUGUUCCCUUCUCUCAGAGGAGUGGCGUUUUAGAAUGGUGUACUGGCACUGUGCCAAUUGGGGAAUACCUUAUUGAUCCAAGCAAAGGUGCUCACAAGAGAUACAGACCUGAUGACUGGAGUAGCAUGGUCUGUAGGAGAAAAAUGAAUGAGGUUGUAAAAAAAACUUUUGAAGACAAGCUGAACACCUACUUGGAGGUCUGUCAAAACUUUAAACCCGUAUUUCGCUACUUCUGCAUGGAAAGAUUUCUAGAUCCUGCUGUUUGGCUGGAAAGACGACUUGCCUAUACUCGCAGUGUGGCAACUUCGUCCAUUGUUGGCUACAUUCUUGGACUUGGGGAUAGACAUGUGCAGAACAUACUUAUUGAUGAAGAUACAGCUGAAUUAGUGCAUAUAGACUUAGGUGUAGCAUUUGAGCAAGGGAAAAUAUUGCCAACCCCGGAAACUGUACCAUUCAGGCUGUCAAGAGAUAUUGUAGAUGGAAUGGGAAUAACUGGAGUUGAGGGAGUGUUCAGAAGGUGCUGUGAGAAAACUAUGGAGGUGAUGAGGAAUUCUCAAGAAGCCUUAUUGACAAUUGUUGAGGUGCUGCUGUAUGAUCCUUUAUUUGACUGGACGAUGAAUCCUUUAAAAGCAUUUUAUCUUCAGCAAAGACAUGAAGAAACUGAUCUCAAUGCAACUCUUAAUUCCACCAUAGGAGAAGACCAAGAAACAAACAAGAGGCACAGUGAUACACAGAAUUUUAAUAAAGUGGCCGAACGUGUCCUUUUGAGGCUCCAUGAGAAGCUGAAAGGUGUGGAAGAAGGAGCAGUUCUCAGUGUUGGGGGACAGGUGAAUCUCCUGAUACAGCAAGCAAUGGACCCAAAGAAUUUAAGCCGCUUAUUUCCAGGAUGGCAACCUUGGAUUUAGGUUUACAAUGUGUGGAUAGUGAGUGUCAGGGAAUGAGAUUAUAACUUCCAUACGUGUGAAUCAUCAAAACCUUUCAAACAGAAUAAAUUGACAGAAUAUUUGUUCACAAUAUCUUCUUGCAAUUUUCUAAUCAAUCAUAUUGUCAUCCUAUUUGUUUCUAGAAAAAUUUCAAUCUAAAUUAUUUGUUAUUGGGUUGAGUAAGGAAUUGUAUUGUAUGUUACCCUGAGUAGUGCUCUCAACUGGCACCCUCUGGCAAAUGUAGUUUAUCAUUGGGAUUUCUGUGUUUGUGUAUGAUGUACUGUGUAUGAUGUUGAAUGUACCAGAUAUUUUCCUCUGGGACAGUAGACAUACUUUCAGGUUGCUUCCUCUGUUACUCUCAGUGCUACCAUGUUACGUGCAACACCCCUUCACUAGGAAAAUUGACGAAUAGAGAUUAUUUUAGUUGCUGCUAUCAAAGAUUCUAUAGUGUUCAGAAUAUCAAUGUUAGAACUAAAAAUAAUAUAAUAAAAAUGAAUGUAUAUGAAUAUGUUAACAUGUGUCCUUUAAAAAAAAGAAUUGAAUACGUUGUAUUAAUGUAAACAGUCCAGUGUUGGCAUGAAAUGAGGUGGGACAUUUAGAUGAAUUGUGUAAAGUAAAUAGUGGUCUUCAGUUUAUAAUCUAUAGCUUGGGAAUACACAAAUUACAAUGUAGUACUUUCAAAAAUAAUUUGUCAGACACCAAAAUUAUUUAGCAUUAGCCUAUAACCAAUAAACUCUGAAUUUUAAACAUAUUUAUGCUACCAAAAUUUCAGUAAAUAUUUUUAUUUUAGAACCUUUGCAGCAGCACUAUUUAUGUUGUUUAUUACAUUAUUGUAGAAUUCUAUGAUGAAUUAAGUUACAGUUUUAAAACCCAGAAAUGUUUAAAGCUAAUGGCUGAUGUAAUUGGUUUAGUUUUCAUGUUUACAGUUUUGUAAAAAGCCUCCAAUGAUGGCGGAAUGUAACUGCUGUUUUGUAAUGGUUCAUUACACUGAAUAUGGAAAACCAUUUGUCCCCUUUUAAAAGAUUUUUAAAUUGCAAUCAAGUUAUCUGUUACAUGCUAAAAAGUAGUAAAAUUACCCUGUUUUUAUUAGUUUUAUAAAAUGAAAAACUACCUUAGUGCCUGGUUAAUUAUAUUCACAUAAUACAUCCAUUCUAAAUGUAAAUAGGCAAAUAUUUGUUCUUGUUUACGAGAUGUAUACUGUAUAAAAGAUUAGAAAACAGAAACGGACAGAAAAACUGUUUACAGCAAUGCACUCUUACAAGACACCCUUUUGUGUAAAGUUACUCACAAAUGGUAUGUUAAAGAGGAAUGCAGAGUGAUGUUUAAAAAUCUAUUUGUGUUAAAUAUGUACUGAAUAUACUGUAUUGUACUGUACAUUGUAUAUACAAUGUUUGUAGAUUUCUUUAUUACAAAAUGUCAAGUCAGUGAUUCUGAAAGCUUUAUAAUGUGAAAAUAAUCUAAUUGGUGGAGUUUUAUUGCACAUAAUUCAAUUUAAUAAUACUACUUUUUGACAUAUACAUGAUAUAUUUUUGAAAAGAUGCAUCGCUUAAAGAAUUUAUGUCAUAAAUACUUGAGAUAUAAAUAAAUCCAGUGAAAAAGAUGAAAAGUUGUAAUGUUAUAAUCACUUUCUUUGACAGUGUACUAUUGUACAGUACCAUAUGAGUAACUCUGGCAAAUAUUUGCACAAAUGUUCUUCUGCAUAAAUAUAGUAAAGUCUUUGACAUAUGUUUUUAGAAGUCUGUUUGAUUCUUUUAUGUAUAUAUAGUAAUAAUGUUAUCUCAUCAAUAAAACUUUUCUACUUAUGAA
Messenger RNA from Polypterus senegalus (gray bichir), 11189 nucleotides. RefSeq names its product ATM serine/threonine kinase (gene atm). Gene Ontology annotation, biological process: DNA repair. The coding region runs from base 138 to 9365 and encodes 3075 amino acids. NCBI's taxonomy places the organism in Eukaryota, Metazoa, Chordata, Cladistia, Polypteriformes, Polypteridae. The transcript is spliced from 63 exons. Gene Ontology annotation, molecular function: protein binding; protein serine/threonine kinase activity. The record is from RefSeq and is a predicted model, not a curated record.